This is a messenger RNA of Bombyx mandarina (wild silkworm), 2374 nucleotides long. RefSeq lists its product as uncharacterized. Lineage: Eukaryota; Metazoa; Arthropoda; Insecta; Lepidoptera; Bombycidae. Gene Ontology annotation, cellular component: cytoplasm. Gene Ontology annotation, biological process: multicellular organism development; proteasome-mediated ubiquitin-dependent protein catabolic process. The record is from RefSeq and is a predicted model, not a curated record. Gene Ontology annotation, molecular function: ubiquitin conjugating enzyme binding; ubiquitin protein ligase activity.
AUAAAAAUCAAUUACUAAAAAUACCACGCCAUUUGUAAAGGUGCCAGCUGUUUUUUUGUUUUUAACUUUAACAUUAAAGGAUAUUGCUAAGUAUACAUAGUGGCUAGAUUGAUUUUUUCAUCAAUCAACCGACGUUAUUUUACAUAAUGUCGGAGAUAGUUGAAAAUAAGGUUGACGAAUUGCCAGACUUGGAUAACUUACUUCAGUGUCCAGUAUGUUAUGAAAUCCCUACAGGUCAUAUUUUCCAAUGCAAUGAAGGUCAUAAUGUAUGUGGCAGAUGUAAAGUUCGGCUUUCUGUCUGCCCGGUAUGCAGAGCACUAUUUUUUGGAACCAGGAACUAUGCCAUGGAAGAGCUCAUUGCAAAUGUCCGAAAACUAAGAGCUUUUAAAUUAGGUGGAAAAGUUACAAGAGGAUUAUUAGCUUCAGAUAGUAGUAGUACACCAGCAAGAGACAGUGGAUCUGACAAUGCAGAAUAUUUGGGUGAAGAUGAAAAUAACGAUAAUCAAAAUUCAGUAGUGGCCCCUAACCCAUGUAAAGGACUUUUUCGUUGCCUCUGCUGCAAGAAUGGGAAUUCCAUCAGACUUCCAGCAGCUCGUUUACUUAACCACCUUCGCUACUUUCAUUCUCCAGAACUUUUAGAGGGUCGAGCAGAAGGCGGUGAAUACCUUCAAGCAUGGCAGAUCUCCACCACUCUUGGGAAAUUAGUAACUGCAAUCAAAAUUUCAAACAUGGGCAUAUUUUUCUUAACCAUUGAAAUAUUUUCAGAUAAUAUUUUGUAUGCUUGGUUGACGAUGGCUGCAUCACCUUGGGUAGCGAAUGGUUUUAGUUACACAGUUACCAUAUCUGGCAAUGACCGGGAAGCUAUAUUUAUUGACAAUGUGUGGUCGGUCAGAUCAUGUGAAGGAUCAUUAAAAAAGCGUGGGCAUUGUUUGCUUGUGAGCGGGUCCGACGCACGUGCAUUAACUGCGCCAGAUGUCAUAAAUUGCAAGUUGUCCGUGCGAUGUUCACCGCCCAAUCAGAUCGCGGAGCAGACACAGCCUCGCUCCGUGCUACGGGUGGCCAAUCGCAGCACUAGAGACUCUGUGCAUUCCCACACUGCUCAUGAUUUGGAACCAUUCCUCCAAGACCUACAGAACGACGUCGUGAGACUGUCUCGUGCUUUUGCUACGCUCGGUCGCGAUGCUAAUACUUUAGUGCGCUCUACAGCUGACCCGCAACCUAGACCUCAAAUCCGUUCAAACCUACCUUCCGAUGAACUUGCACCUACGGCUCCAGAAGAAGCAUCUACUUUACAAAAUGACGGGCCCGACACCACCGUACGCGUACUAUCCCGUAAUGCGCGAAGACGCAUGCGCCAAAGGCUCAGAGCAGCUUUAGAUGAACCACAGCUUCAAUCCGAAUCUACUUUGUUGAAUAACAGAUCUGGUCCUGCUCAAGUACAAUUUAUUCCUGUACCUAAUAAUCACGUCGCACACAGGACAGGUUUCGCUGUAGUGCAAUCGCCUAAUGUAACUCCGAAUGUUCCUCCCCCAAUAAGUGGACCCUCCAACGGCCAACCCCGCGAGAAUAAUGCUAGUUCUCGAGGUAGCAAUAAAAAGAAACGUAGGUAAACUGACAUUGGUACUUUUAAGUCAUUCUUAUUAAUUACUAGUAAAAAAAAAAAUUCUCAUCGCUAGUGACUGCAUGCAACUUGUAAUGAUACAUUUUAAAUCGGAGUAGUUAUUAUACUACUUAUUUCAACUAUUCAAAUUAAUGAAAUUUUGCAAUUGCUAUUGAUAUUGGCUUAAAUGGUUCAGCAUAUAUGACAUAUGGAAUACUUUAAUUAAUUGUAUUCAUAGACUAAUUGACAAAUAAUGCAGUAGUGCAUUAUGUCUGUAAUUAUAAUGAAAUGUGACUUAAAAAUGUAAUAGUGCUAUUGAUUUUUUUGUAAUUGUUACAUUAUUCAUAGUAAUAAUUGUCAAUUGUAGAUAAUGUCCGGUAUUUGUAUACAAAACAAAACAAGAAAUUUACGAAAUAUACUCGCAGUUGUAUAUUCAUUUGAAAUUCCUACAUGAAACAACACCUUGAAAGGCCAUGGGAGGCGCUUGGGUUGCUGUUAACAUGUCAUAAAUUCAUUUCAGACAGUCGAAAAUCGAUAAUAUGUCUUUAUUUUUCGAAUACAAUAGAAGUAUUCGGAAAAGAAAAGACAUUGAUUAAUGAAAUAUCAUAAAAUACCAUAAAAAAUCUUCAAUUAUUUCGGGUUCAAUCAAGUAGCUUUAAAAUUAAUAAUUUACGAACUCGAGCACAUGAAAAAAUGAGUCGUAUACCUAACAGUUUUUUUUGUAAUUAAAAAUACUAUCACCAACAAUUUCAUUGUGAAUCGACUUUCCAGUCU